Messenger RNA from Pan troglodytes (chimpanzee), 2969 nucleotides. RefSeq names its product cytochrome P450 family 4 subfamily F member 12 (gene CYP4F12). Bases 1337 to 2911 code for a protein of 524 amino acids. NCBI's taxonomy places the organism in Eukaryota, Metazoa, Chordata, Mammalia, Primates, Hominidae. Gene Ontology annotation, molecular function: oxidoreductase activity, acting on paired donors, with incorporation or reduction of molecular oxygen; iron ion binding; monooxygenase activity. The record is from RefSeq and is a predicted model, not a curated record. The transcript has 13 exons. Gene Ontology annotation, biological process: menaquinone catabolic process; phylloquinone catabolic process; arachidonate metabolic process.
GAUUUAUGUAGAUUACUUGAUGCAGAGUAGGUGCGCUUUCUGUGGGUCACCAGGUACAUAGUAGACAUGCUCAAUGUGGAGCACCUGACACACAGUAGGUAUGCUUUAUAUACAGCACAUGGCACAGAGUAGGCACGCUUUAUAUGAAGUACUCUGCAUAAAGUAAGCUUACAUUAUGUACAGCAUGCUGCACACAGUAGGUGAGCUUUAUGUGGCAUACCUGGCACAUAGUAGAUAGAAUUUAUGUAGAGUAUCUGAUACACAGUAAGUGCACUUUAUAUAGUGAGACUGGCACACACUAGGUGCACACAGUAGUGUUUUCCAUACAGUCUUUCGCAUGGAGUAGAGACAGGCACACAGCAGCUCAAGUGCUAGUUGUCAUCCCCUUCCCUUCAGUCCCUCUUUUUGGAGCUCCCUUUUCUUAGGAGCCUUCCUCCGUCACCCUCUAAGGCCUCAUCUGACAUCCCAUUUCCCAGAUGGGAAGCCUGAGCCCAGGAUGGCCACACUGCCCACAGUCAGAGAAAGGACAGGGCAGAACAAGGACUUCACUCGGGAUCCCUUUGCUCUGCCCUCCCCUGCCUGGACCCCGUCAGCUCAAGGCCCCUCUCAGCCUCAUCCCCUGUGCCUCCGCUCUGUCCUCCUAAGCUGAGCCCAGCUUCUAGGUUUGCUCCUCCAGCUGGGCUCUUUAUCCCCAGAAUCUGACGAAGGUAAUCCUCAGUGGGGUUGGGGCUGGAUUCUUUCUUCCUGCUUCAAGCAGUCAGGUCUCAACUCAGGCCCUGGGCUGCCAGGAGGCAGGACUUGAACUCUUGCCAGGCUGUGAAGCCAGAGAUGAGAGGCUUCUGUCUCUGAAUCUCCUAAGUCUGCACCAAGAUGUGGCGCCUGACAUCCUCCCCGCCCAUGUUUGGAGAGGAGCCCAGAUGAUCUGGGACAAGGGUUGGCCUGGCCCAGCUCAGCUGGCUGCCAACUGUCAUGAUAAGUAUAUGCUUUUAUCUGAGCACCCUUGUCUUGGAAGGGCAGGGUGGAGGUAAACUUGGGGCUCAGAGUCCUCUCAAACCACCCCCCAACUUCCCCUGCAAACUCCCAAGAAGGUACUGAGACCUGAGAAUUCAGUGCUCGGGCUGGGGCACCCUGAGCUGCACCCAGUGGGCCCAACCCCAGGUUUUGGCUGGCUGCCCAGGCACGGAAGACACACCCAGGCUGUGGGGAUUGGCAGCCUCAGCCCAGCCCAGCCCAGCCCCGCCUCCUACGGCCUUCCCUAGAUCAGGGGCCAGGUCCAAAGAUCUCCCAGCAGAAGAGGAGAGGAGGUUGUGUGGGACAAGUUGCUCCCGACAGAAGGAUGUCGCUGCUGAGCCUGCCCUGGCUGGGCCUCAGACAGGUGGCAAUAUCCCCAUGGCUACUCCUGCUGCUGGUUGUGGGCUCCUGGCUACUCACCCGCAUCCUGGCUUGGACCUAUGCCUUCUAUAACAACUGCCGCCGGCUCCAGUGUUUCCCACAGCCCCCAAAACGGAACUGGUUUUGGGGUCACCUGGGCCUGAUCACUCCUACAGAGGAGGGCUUGAAGGACUCGACCCAGAUGUCAGCCACCUAUUCCCAGGGCUUUACGAUAUGGCUGGGUCCCAUCAUCCCCUUCAUCGUUUUAUGCCACCCUGACACCAUCCGGUCUAUCACCAAUGCCUCAGCUGCCAUUGCACUCAAGGAUGAUCUCUCCAUCAGGUUCCUGAAGCCCUGGCUGGGGGAUGGGCUCCUGCUGAGUGGCGUUGACAAGUGGAGCCGCCACCGUCGGAUGCUGACACCCGCCUUCCAUUUCAACAUCCUGAAGUCCUAUAUAACGAUCUUCAACAAGAGUGCAAACAUCAUGCUUGACAAGUGGCAGCACCUGGCCUCAGAGGGCAGCAGUCGUCUGGACAUGUUUGAGCACAUCAGCCUCAUGACCUUGGACAGUCUGCAGAAAUGCAUCUUCAGCUUUGACAGCCAUUGUCAGGAGAGGCCCAGUGAAUAUAUUGCCACCAUCUUGGAGCUCAGUGCCCUUGUAGAAAAAAGAAACCAGCAUAUCCUCCAGCACAUGGACUUUCUGUAUUACCUCUCCCAUGACGGGCGGCGCUUCCACAGGGCCUGCCGCCUGGUGCAUGACUUCACAGACGCUGUCAUCCGGGAGCGGCGUCGCACCCUCCCCACUCAGGGUAUUGAUGAUUUUCUCAAAGACAAAGCCAAGUCCAAGACUUUGGAUUUCAUUGAUGUGCUUCUGCUGAGCAAGGAUGAAGAUGGGAAGGCAUUGUCAGAUGAGGAUAUAAGAGCAGAGGCUGACACCUUCAUGUUUGGAGGCCAUGACACCACGGCCAGUGGCCUCUCCUGGGUCCUGUACAACCUUGCGAGGCACCCAGAGUACCAGGAGCGCUGCCGACAGGAGGUGCAAGAGCUUCUGAAGGACCGCGAUCCUAAAGAGAUUGAAUGGGACGACCUGGCCCAGCUGCCCUUCCUGACCAUGUGCGUGAAGGAGAGCCUGAGGUUACAUCCCCCAGCUCCCUUCAUCUCCCGAUGCUGCACCCAGGACAUUGUUCUCCCAGAUGGCCGAGUCAUCCCCAAAGGCAUUACCUGCGUCAUCAAUAUUAUAGGGGUCCAUCACAACCCAACUGUGUGGCCGGAUCCUGAGGUCUACGACCCCUUCCGCUUUGACCCAGAGAACAGCAAGGGGAGGUCCCCUCUGGCUUUUAUUCCGUUCUCCGCAGGGCCCAGGAACUGCAUCGGGCAGGCGUUCGCCAUGGCGGAGAUGAAAGUGGUCCUGGCGUUGAUGCUGCUGCACUUCCGGUUCCUGCCAGACCACACUGAGCCCCGCAGGAAGCCGGAACUGAUCAUGCGCGCCGAGGGCGGGCUUUGGCUGCGGGUGGAGCACCUGAAUGUAGGCUUGCAGUGACUUUCUGACCCAUCCACCUGUCUUUUUGCAGAUUGUCAUGAAUAAAACGGUGCUGUCA